Molecule: messenger RNA, 315 nt
Organism: Blumeria graminis f. sp. triticale
Lineage: Eukaryota; Fungi; Ascomycota; Leotiomycetes; Helotiales; Erysiphaceae
Source: the annotation of a GenBank genome assembly
AUGCAGUUUUUUGGUCUCUCCGUAUUUGCAAUGGCUGCUAUGUCUGUUUUAGCACAGGAAAGUAAAGAAAAGUCCGACAAAGGGAUGGGAAUGGGAAUGGGAAAUGGCAUGAUGAUGGGAGGUGGCAUGAAGCCAACCGGAGCAUCACCUAGAGCAACAGGCAGUCCCACCAAGACGAACGGUACGGGUAAUGGUACAUACGCUGGCGGACCUAUCCAAGCCACAACGACAGCUGGAGUCACAAGUCUACUUUCACAAAGCGGCGGCUUGGUCUCCAUCGCUGGCCUGGGUGUAGUCUUUGCAGUGUUUAUGUAA